AUGUCAGCCACUUCCUCCACACCACAACCUCCCGAUGAGAGCACAACUGAGCCAGGUUCAUCUUCCUUCACCUUCAAUACUACUCCUACUACAACAACAACCAGUAUUCAUCAUCAUCAACAACAUUCCGAACUCUCUCCACAACACAACUCUUCAAAAUCCAUCAAUAACGAAUUAUGCGAACAAAUUAUGAUUGAUUUGUCAUUAAUUGACACCUUUCGAUUUUCAGAACCUGCUUUCAUCAACAAAAUACUUCACGAAUUCAGAUCAGGAAAAAAGUUGAAAUGUAUUUUAGAAAAGAAAAAAACAAACUCUCUCACUCCACCAAAAGAAUAUUAUUUUGUAUUGGAUGAUGAUGAAACGUUUGUGGAAGUGAAGGAUUCAAGAAAGAAGGAAUCGAAAUUGCAUCUCUUCUUAAGAGACAUUAAACAAAUCUUUGCAACAGAAUCAACCAUCAAGGGAGUCAAAUCUCUUGGUGUUACUAAACGAUUUUCAAAAAAGACUUCUCCAUCGGAUUCAGGAUCUACUGGAUUUGUUAUUGUUUAUGGACAAAAGGAAGAUCAAGUGACCGUUUACUGUGACUCGAAUAGCGAGUUUAAUGAAUGCAUUUGUGUGUUUAAUUAUUUGAUCCGAGAAUCAAGAAUUAGUUAUGAUCGGGAUCCUACAAAAUUAUUGAUUUUAAAACAUUGGAUGAAAGCAGAUGCAAAUAAUGAUGGACAAUUGGAUUACAAGGAAGUGGUCAAACUAUGUCAAAAGUUGAACAUUGACAUGUCCAGUAAAUCCAUGAAACAAAAAUACAAACAAUUUGACACUGACGGAAGUGGAUAUAUUGAAUAUCAAGAAUUUGUAGAAUUUUACAAAUCCAUGAUGAGAAGACCAGAAAUUGAAAGUACAAUUUUUGCAAAAUAUUCAAAAAAGCACCAAUUGGUCCUAGCUCCUCAAUUUUUUGAAUUUAUUCAAAGUCAACAAGAAGAAGAUGAUAUACAAACUGUUCAAGACGCAGAGAAAUUAAUGAUUCAACAUGGAGCCAUCAAAACUGAAAUGGGACUUGGAUUGACAAGUUAUGACUUUACAAGAUUUUUAUUUUCUUCCUCCAAUUCAAUUCUUAAAUCAGAUUUUAAAAAACUACAUCAAGAUAUGACACUUCCAUUAUCUCACUAUUACAUUUCAUCGUCACACAAUACCUAUCUAACAGGACAUCAACUCAAAGGUGAAAGUUCUGUUGAAAAAUAUAAGGAAGUUUUACUUACUGGCUGCAGAUGUGUCGAAUUGGAUUGUUGGGAUGGAAAAGAAGAACCAAUUAUUUUCCAUGGUCACACUCUUGUCAGUAAGAUUAAAUUCAAAGAUGUCAUUCAAACCAUUGCUGAAUAUGCCUUCAAAGCAUCCGAAUAUCCUGUCAUUCUUAGUUUAGAAGUACAUUGCAGUGAACCUCAACAAGAAAUGAUGGCUAAAAUCAUGGUUCAAAUAUUUGGAGAUUCUCUCUAUUUACCACCUCCUGAAAAUAUCACAAGUUAUCCAUCUCCUCAUGAAUUGAGAAGAAAAAUUCUAUUGAAAGGAAAACGAUUAGUGAGUGGAAGUGAUGAUGAAGAUGAAGGAGGUGACUCUGAUGACGAUGAAGAAGAUUCUUCAACGAUGGCCAGUUCUAGUGAAGCAAGCACUCCUAAAGAAAAACCUUCAAAGAAUAAUAACAAGGAUUCGAAACCAGCGAAAAAAUCAAAAGUAGCCAAAGCAUUGUCUGAUAUUAUUGCAUUGUGUGCAGUUUCUUUUAAGGGAGAGUUUGCUGAACCUUGUUGGAAAAUGCACAGCUUUUCAGAAGGAAAAUUAGAAAAACUUCUUAAAAAAGAUCCAGAAGCCAUUAUCAAAUAUAAUAAGAAUCACAUUUCGAGAAUUUAUCCAAAAGGAACAAGAAUUUCUUCCAGUAAUUAUAAUCCAAUGAUUGGAUGGGCAUUGGGAUGUCAAAUGGUUGCUCUCAAUUAUCAAACCUAUGAUGAACAUAUGAGAUUUAAUGAAGUCAUGUUUGAAGAGAAUGGAAAGUGUGGAUAUGUGUUGAAACCUGAUUUUUUGAGAAUGGAAGGACUACCAAGUCCAUUUGCUGUUGGUUCCUCUCCAGUGCUAUCCAUUGUCUUUUCUAUUGUAUGUGGCGAACAAUUACCAAAACCUGGAAUGGCUGAUCGAGGUGAAAUUGUAGAUCCUUUUGUUAGACUUCAAGUAUUGGGAAUUCCACAAGAUGAAUAUGACGAAAAAUCUGAAAGUGUGACUGACAAUGGAUUUAACCCAGUAUUCAAUAAGCGAUUUGCAUUCAAUAUUACUUGCCCCGAGUUGGCUGUCAUUCGUAUUUCCGUAUAUGACAAGAAUAGAACGGCUGAUGAAUUUUUGUGUGAAAAUUAUCUUCCUGUCAAGAAAUUGAAGAGAGGUUGUCGAAGCAUUCCAAUGCUGGAUCAGUAUGCAAAACCAAUAGAUGGUUGUGUUUUGUUUGGAGAGCUUCGUAUGAGAGAAUUACGCAAAUCUUUAAGCGAGAAAGUAACAACUCCAACAACUGAAACUAAAUUACCUUCAGAGCUUGAUACCAGCAUCACUAGUAUUGCAAGUGUACCCACGCCUGUAACACCAAUUCAACCUUCAGAGAAGACUCAAGUUUCUUUCUUUGACAUGUUGGAGGAAGAAGCUGCCUCAAAUAAUCAAUAA
Naegleria fowleri is the source of this 2685-nucleotide messenger RNA. RefSeq lists its product as uncharacterized. The coding region runs from base 1 to 2685 and encodes 894 amino acids. Gene Ontology annotation, biological process: lipid metabolic process; phosphatidylinositol-mediated signaling. The record is from RefSeq and is a predicted model, not a curated record. NCBI's taxonomy places the organism in Eukaryota, Heterolobosea, Eutetramitea, Acrasida, Naegleriidae. Gene Ontology annotation, molecular function: calcium ion binding; phosphatidylinositol-4,5-bisphosphate phospholipase C activity. The transcript is spliced from 5 exons.